This is a messenger RNA of Pistacia vera, 865 nucleotides long. RefSeq lists its product as uncharacterized. The record is from RefSeq and is a predicted model, not a curated record. Bases 1 to 774 code for a protein of 257 amino acids. Lineage: Eukaryota; Viridiplantae; Streptophyta; Magnoliopsida; Sapindales; Anacardiaceae. The transcript is spliced from 2 exons.
AUGGGUACUGACGUUGCUGUAAAUAUCAUUGUCAGUCAUCUCGAUAAUGCUGAGCAUGCUGAGCAGUGGCUGUUAUGUGAUGAUGCUGAGCGUGCAGUGACUCUUGAGAGAGUCCGUGGCAUAUUUCUCUCGCUGAUCAAAAGCAACAAGACUUUUGCAGCUAGACUUGUUCAUUUGGCGAUACAAUAUACCAUUCAUCAGUUUGAGGGUAUAAUUUCGCCGUCCCAGAUUAGGUGUCAUGGCCUGGAAUCCCCUAAGAUUAUAUGCUUUUUGGGAGCUUCUAAGCUAGAAGAACUUCAUGAAUUCUUGAAACUGCUGGCUCGUACUUUUGGAGCAAGUGAACAUUCUGAUGUAGAUGGCUUCGUUGAUGUUGAGCUUAGCAGUAGUGCUCUUGGCAUCAAAGAGAGGAUAACUUUUAGUGAUGACUUCUCGUGUCUUCUUUUAGAUGAGCAACAGCUUAAUAUUACCAAUCAAUCUUCCAGCAUUGAUGUGUACAAAUAUGAUGUGCCUAUGAUUGGAAAAUGUUUAGAGUUGUGGACAAGUGUAAGAAAGUCUCAAAGAGGAAAAGCAGAACAACUUAUUGGGGAAAUUUGUGAAGAAUGUGCCUACUUUUCAACCUCGAAUUAUAGAAUAACUGAGCUUUCAAGCAAGAUGGAAGCAAUUCAAACUCUUGACAACAUAUGUCUUCAGGAAACUAAGAAUAGGGACCAAUGUCCCGAGCAUGUAGAACAGCAUUACAUGAACCAUUAUGGGACCCUGUUAUCCACUUGGUAGAUUGUAAUGAUACUGCUAGUAAAAUUGUGGCAGAUUCUGUAUAUGAUGUUUUGACUAAAGAGCUUGCAGAAGAAGAAAUAAGGAGACCUCC